Alternaria alternata is the source of this 1137-nucleotide messenger RNA. RefSeq lists its product as hypothetical. Bases 1 to 1137 code for a protein of 378 amino acids. The transcript has 3 exons. The record is from RefSeq and is a predicted model, not a curated record. NCBI's taxonomy places the organism in Eukaryota, Fungi, Ascomycota, Dothideomycetes, Pleosporales, Pleosporaceae.
AUGACCUCAGCACAAGACGUACAGAUCCUCCUCCGCUUCCUAUCGCAAGACGCUAAGGUACCCCUCGCCCAAGCGCUAUCCAAAGUCAAAGACUUGCAAGCGGCGAGCCUCAACACUCCAUCAGAUCUCUCCAAUUCAUCCCAUGAAACACUAAAAUCCAUAUUCGCGGACGAGAAGGUCGCGCGCCAAGUGCUCAAUGCUGCAAAACGACAAUCCAAAAAGCGAUCGGCAGACACUUCCUCAGUUGCAUCUGCGCCUACAGCAAAAAGAGCGAAACCGACAUAUGGACAACCCCUCAAUGGCGCGGAUCUUGAGGCUUCUCUAGCGCUCCCAGAGCCAGAACUAGAUGAGAAGAAAGUCGGUUCAGCUGUCGUCUACACAAAUCGUGCGCCACUCGUUCUCGCCUUUGCGGUAACACUACUCAAGUUUACAAUGCCUGGCCAACCUAUAUCCAGUCGCCUCAGUCUAGCACAAGCGGUCACUUCUAUGAAUAGCAAAUCAAAAGCCGUGCAUAUCGGAAUUGACAAGGACCAGCCUGCUGAAGAAGAAGGCUGGGGAGAAGGACAGCCUUUGCUGCGGAUCAUGACGAGAGAGGUCAGAGUAAUGAAGAGGUGGGGCUAUGAGUGGGAAGGUAGCGAUGAUACGACACAGCAAAAGAUCAAGUCUGAGCCGGACGUUUCGCAUGGUGAGAAAGAGGAAAACAAAGCGAAGAAAGAUGAGGUGGAGAGGGAGAGGGAGAUUGCGCUAUGGGGUGUGGAUCUUGAAGCGCUCAGGAAGGCGCAGACCUCCAGAAACGGUUCAAGCAAUCUGCCUAUAUAUCCCGCGCAAAGUGCAAGGGCGUAUCUGAUGAAGGCGUUCGAGACACCUGCCGCAGAGGCAGUGCCGAAGCCAAAGGGCAAGCGAACAGCUGCUGUCAUUGCAGCAGAGAAAGAGCACAAUCUUAGUCUUCUGUUAGGCGCGCUGGAACUACUCUAUGAAUCAUGGGCAAAAGUACUCGAUAAGGAUGACCUAGACAAACGGGCUUGGGGCUGGUAUGUCCGCGUUCGACCGGAUGUAGCUCAAGGCGCUGCAGGCUGGGGUGGAAAGGGCAAUGUGAAACUAUCAGAUAUCCUAGCCCUGAGAAGGCUUCCGAGCUAG